Naumovozyma castellii is the source of this 1113-nucleotide messenger RNA. It is a transcript of the gene GLN1, whose product is annotated as glutamate--ammonia ligase. Lineage: Eukaryota; Fungi; Ascomycota; Saccharomycetes; Saccharomycetales; Saccharomycetaceae. The record is from RefSeq and is a predicted model, not a curated record. The transcript has a single exon. Bases 1 to 1113 code for a protein of 370 amino acids.
AUGACUGACGUUAGCAUUGAAAAGACUCAAAUUUUACAAAAAUAUCUAGACCUAGAUCAAAGAGGUGUUAUAAUCGCUGAAUACGUCUGGGUGGACGGUACCGGCCACUUGCGUUCCAAGGGUAGAACUUUAAAGAAGAAGAUCACUUCUGUGGAUCAACUACCAGAAUGGAACUUUGAUGGUUCUUCCACCAACCAAGCUCCAGGUUACGAUUCUGAUAUCUAUUUGAAGCCUGUUGCUUUCUACCCAGAUCCUUUCAGAAGAGGUGACAACGUUGUUGUCUUGGCCGCUUGUUACAACAAUGACGGUACUCCAAACAAGUUCAACCAUAGACAUGAAGCCGCUAAACUAUUUAACGCUCACAAGGAUGAAGAAAUUUGGUUCGGUCUAGAACAAGAAUAUACUUUGUUCGAUAUGUACGAUGACGUUUACGGAUGGCCAAAGGGUGGGUUCCCAGCUCCACAAGGUCCUUACUACUGUGGUGUCGGUGCCGGUAAAGUGUACGCAAGAGAUGUCAUUGAAGCUCAUUACAGAGCUUGUCUUUAUGCUGGUAUUGAAUUAUCCGGUAUUAACGCUGAAGUUAUGCCUUCUCAAUGGGAAUUCCAAGUCGGUCCAUGUACCGGUAUUGAAAUGGGUGAUCAAUUAUGGAUGGCUAGAUAUUUCCUACAUAGAGUGGCUGAAGAAUUCGGUGUUAAGAUUUCUUUCCAUCCAAAACCAUUGAAGGGUGACUGGAAUGGUGCUGGUUGUCAUACUAAUGUUUCCACUAAGAAGAUGAGAGCUCCAGGUGGUAUGAAAUACAUUGAACAAGCCAUUGAAGCUUUGUCUAAGAGACACGCUGAACAUAUUAAAUUGUACGGUGCUGAUAACGAACAAAGAUUGACUGGUAGACAUGAAACAGCUUCCAUGACUGCCUUCUCAUCAGGUGUUGCUAACAGAGGUGCUUCUAUUAGAAUUCCAAGAUCUGUCGCCAAGGAAGGUUACGGGUACUUUGAAGAUCGUAGACCUGCUUCUAACAUUGAUCCAUAUUUAGUUACUGGUAUCAUGUGUGAAACCGUUUGUGGUGCCAUUGAAAACGCUGAUAUGAGCAAAGAAUUCGAAAGAGAAUCCUCAUAA